AUGGCUGAUACUGUUGCUGCAGCAUAUCCGUCAUCAACAUCACCUGGAAAUCCAGAACAACAAUAUGUUCAACAUCAGUAUAGUUAUCAAGCUCAAGCAACAAGUCCAGGUGGUCAUCAAUAUUAUGCUGAAGCAAAUGGUAUGGAUCAGCAACAAGUAAUGCAAGAAAAUGGUGAUCAACAAGCAGCUAUUCAUCAAGGUCAAGAAAUGAAUUAUGCUCAAUAUACACGUAGUGGAGCUGAACAUACUAAUGAACAACAAGUUGGUUUUCUCGAACAAAAUAAUGCUGGUAUUGUUCAACAAUAUGUAGGUGCUGCUGGUCAACUUGCACAACAACAAGGACAAAAUGGUUAUAAAAUCAAUUUUGAUCCUAAUCCACAAAUUAUUCGUAAACAUGCCAAUGAUGCUGUUACAUACAAACAAGAAGUUGCUGUACGAUAUUUACGUCCACCAACACCACCACCACCUGGCCCUUUGAUUAUCAAAGAGGUACGUAAUCCAGCAUUACCUCCUGCUCCACCUAUUGUUAUUCGACAACGACCACCACGACCAGCUACACCACCUCCACUCAUCAUUCGAGAACGACCACCACAACCACCACCUCAACUAGCACCAAAAUUGAUUACUAAACCUUUACCACCUCCUCCACCACCACCACGACGUGUCAUCAUUGAACGAAUGCCACCAUUACCUCCUAAACCUCAAAGUAUUAUUGUCGAACGUUGGCUUCCAUAUAAACAACAAAAACGACGCGUUAUCUAUCAAAAAGCACCAGCAGUACAAGCUCCAGCUCCUCAAAAAAAUCUUAUUAUUCAAUGGGAAGGUACACAAGCUCGUGUUGUCAAGGAAUUUCGUAAUUUGGGUAUUAUCAAAGCUGAUCCAAAUACAUAUGUACAACAAUAUGGUUCACAAUUACGACCUACACAAGGUUUACCAGAAUUUGUUAAAGGAUUACCUACACCUAAUCUUGGACCAGAAUAUACAACUAUUACUAAUCCUGAUCAAGUUGAUCCAGCAUUAUUAGCUGGUGCUGCUGGUCCUAUAGGCGGAUAUGAGGUUGCUGGUGAUUCAGGUCUACUUGCUAGUGCAUCAAAUGGUUCAUUGACUGCUAAUGGACAAGCUGGAUUUAUGCAAGAAAAUGUUCAAUAUGCAGCAUAUGGUAAUGGGGUUGCAAAUGGUGCUGAUCAAGUUCCUGGUGAACAACAAGGUGGAUUCAUUUAUCAACAAGCAGCAUAUUCAACUGGUAGUACUGUUGAAGGUCAACAAUAUGCUGCUGAACAACAAGGUUUUGAACAACAAGGUCAACAUGGCAAUGGUUUUGUACAAAAUGUACAAUAUCAAACAAUGCCUCAAUAUGGUGUUAGUGGUUAA
This is a messenger RNA of Rotaria sp. Silwood2, 1371 nucleotides long. NCBI's taxonomy places the organism in Eukaryota, Metazoa, Rotifera, Eurotatoria, Philodinida, Philodinidae. The record is from the annotation of a GenBank genome assembly.